CUGGGUGGGUGGAUUCAGCUUCCGUAACUGAAGACACAUUUUUAUUUUUUUAAGUUUUCUCUUCUGUCUGAAUUUAUGUUUGCGCCUUGGACAUCAUGUCGCGCAGGAAGCAAGCUAAGCCUCAGCAUGUACAGUCGGAUCAUAAUUCGCCUUUAUUGGAAACCACCGGGGGCACACACCAGGGUAUAGGGACUCCCCCCACCUUGGACUAUUGUGCUCAUGUCUGCAGUAGAUGCUGUGCUGAGUUUGUUGAACUAUCAGAUCUGGAACGACAUGUCAGGGAUUGCUUUUCCAAUCAGUUAGUCCUGAUUGUCAAUGACAAUGAAGACCUAGUGUCGUCUGCUGAAAUGUUCCCUCUAGCCUCGUCGCCCAGUACACCAGGCGAAACAGUCAACAACUCUGAAAUGGAAGAGUGCAGUGAUCUGUUGGAGGAGAAACCAGAGGGGAAUGAAGACUCUAUGGAUGUUUCCAGAAGUAAGAGAAGCAAUGGCCGGCUAGAUAGCACCAGUAGCAGCCGGAGCAGCAGUACUGACAGCCUGACUGAUAUUGUCUCAUGUAUCUCAGUUCUCCCAAUUUCACUACCUCAACCUGGCAACAAACUGUCAGAACAGCAGGGGACAUUAUCAUGGUUCAACAGCAACGUCAUCAUUGAAAACCUAGAGAGCACUAAAGUGGCCGUGGCCCAGUUUUGCCAGCAGAGCCGAUCGGACACCGGCUACAGUGGCAGUAGUAAGAUAGCCAUCUCAUCUCUGAUGGAGAGACUCCUGGCUCUGCAGCUGCAACAGAUCCACCAGUUGCAGCUGAUGGAUCAGAUUUGUCACCAGGUCUUACUGUUUGCCUCCCAGAGGUCAGAGGAAUCAGAGUCUCCAACACAGACACCCAUCAGCUGCCCUCAGGGUAGUCUAGCAUCAACGCAGGCCACCCAGCUGACAACCCUCAGUUCUCAUCUAUCCCAGCAGGUAGCUGCAGCCACUGGGUUAGCCCACAGUCUCGCCACUCAGUCUGCCAGCAUUAGUCACUUUAAACGAUUAACAACAACAGUACAGUUACCACAUAGCCCCCUUGGUAGCAGCAUUGUGCACUCUGGCACCGAACCCUUACAAAGCAUGGGUAAACUCAUAGCUUCAGCAGUUAGCAAGCCCCACUCUAGAAAGAAGUACACUCAUGCUAAAGGUCUGUACCCUCAACUAAAUGUUUCAGCCCAUACCAAAAUGAACUCACCAGCACUUGGCCCAGGUAUCUUGCUAAACCCAUCGAAUAAACCAUGUCUACCUCAGCCACCAUCCAGCAAUCAAACACUCUCGAGUGCUGGACCAAGCAUUGGUGCAAUUGUGGAGGAUCUGAAUGCUUUGACGGCAUUAGCCCAACAAAGGAAAGACAAACCAACCAAUGCGACUUCUUUAGAACACAAAAUGUCUUCUGAACGGGCUUACUUUAAACACAAAUGCAGGUUUUGCGCUAAGAUAUUUGGGAGUGACAGUGCCAUGCAGAUCCAUUUGCGAUCCCACACUGGGGAGAGGCCAUACAAGUGCAACAUCUGCGGGAAUCGUUUCUCCACCCGUGGGAACUUGAAGGUACACUUCCAGCGGCACAAAGAGAGGUACCCUCACAUCCAGAUGAACCCUUACCCUGUUCCAGAACACCUUGACAAUAUCCCAACCAGCACAGGAAUCCCUUAUGGUAUGUCUAUGCCACCACAAAAACCAGUUACAUGCUGGCUGGAGAGUAAAUCAUCUCUAGCCACCUUGACUACUUCUGUUGGCCGGUUGCUCCCAACUGUUUCACCCAACUUACCUUUUCUUAUCAAGAAAGAGGAGCAGCCUGUCUCAAUAACCACGCUUUCCAGUCCAGGCGUACGUGAAUCAUCUAGUGCGGUAAAGUCUACCAAGUGUGUUGACCUUGUAGAGCCUGGCAAAGUCCCCACCGUCUCCACCUUGAAUCUGAAAAGAGAAGAGGUUAAACCCCCUUUGACCUUUGUCUCAAGGAUGAGUUCGAGAAAAGAAGGAUCAGCUGACUAUAUAUCCGCCAACAUCACUUCCAUUAGCACAAAUCCCAUCAAGUUGGAGCAGUUCAAGAUCAAACAUCCCUUCGGAGGAGGAGUCCAUGAUCCCCUGCAGACAUCAGAGACCUCAAAACUCCAGCAGCUAGUGGAGAACAUUGACAAGAAGAUUACGGACCUCAACGAGUGCAUCAUUUGCCACCGCAUACUUAGUUGCCAGAGCGCCCUCAGGAUGCACUACCGCACCCACACAGGAGAGCGGCCCUUCAGAUGUAAAGUGUGCGGACGGGCAUUCUCUACCAAAGGGAAUCUGAAGACGCACCAUGCAGUUCAUCGUGCCACGCCGCCACUGAGGGUCCAGCACUCCUGUCCCAUAUGCCAGAGGACGUUCACCAACACUGUUGUCCUACAGCAGCAUAUUCAUAUGCACAUGGGUGGCCAGAUUCCCAACACUCCACUCUCUGAACAGAACUACCAAAAGUCAAUGGAGUCUGGCAGAGGUUCAGUGGAUGAAAGGAAAUUAGAAGAGUUAGAGAACCUUUCUGAUGAUGAUAUGGACUUCAAUGACUGUGGGAUUGCAGGUAUGUCCAGGUUUAUUAACUCCUUAUCUGGCAGCUUGUCUCCUUCUGAUAGUACAGGAGCAGGCUCCUUUGAUGCCCAGAAGAAACUCAACUAUCUUAGGCCAGUGGAGGAGAUGCAGGUCAGCUGGUUUAAGACAAAGGGACUGGCUAAAGAGGAUCAAUAUGCCUAUGACUCAUCAUCAACUCUUUGCGGUGACCGAAGUGAUGGGAGACUUGCUGUUUCUGAGAAUACAGCUGCAAAGCACUUUUUUCCCCCAAGCGAGAGUGUUCCAGUAUGUUCUAGCCCCACAAGCUGUGAGGAAAGGUACCAGAAUGAUUUAUCCCAGGCACAUAUCAAUCCAAGCCCUCUGCAAUUCACUGACACUGGCAUGGCAUCUCUUCACCACUUAAAAAAUUUAAACCCAUUAACGAAUCCCACUAAUAUGGUCCACACAUUCUGUGAACGAGGCAUUUUUAAGAACACUGCAUGCAAUAUUUGCAGCAAGACAUUUGCCUGCCAAAGUGCCUUGGAUAUCCAUUAUCGAAGCCAUACCAAGGAGAGACCCUUCAUUUGCACAGGGUGCAACAGAGGGUUCUCCACUAAGGGGAACCUCAAGCAGCACAUGCUAACCCAUCAGAUGAGGGACCUGCCAUCCCAGUUGUUUGAGCCCAGCCUUGCUUCCAGCCCCAAUUCUUUUGUAAAUCCUCUGGCCUCCCAAAUGAUUAAGCCAGAAGUGAACAGUUUCCUGGGUAGCGUCCCCUAUGGGGAACCAAGGGAUCUUCAAGGCAAUUUGAGUUUGAGGAUGUCCUCAGCCUCCUCCUCCCCAGCGCUCGCUGCCCUGCCACCUCGACGAACUCCCAAGCAGCAUUACUGCCACACUUGUGGGAAAACCUUCUCUUCCUCCAGCGCCUUGCAAAUCCACGAGAGGACUCACACUGGGGAGAAGCCGUUCGCUUGCACUGUCUGUGGUCGGGCAUUCACCACCAAAGGAAAUCUGAAGGUCCAUAUGGGAACUCACAUGUGGAGUAGUGCCCCCACCAGGCGAGGACGCAGACUGUCUGUGGACGGACCAUUGAUGUUUAUGGGAACCCAUCCUGUGAAGCUAUCAGAGCCAAUUCAGAGGCCAGACAUUAGGUCCAGUAAUGGAGACUCCUUUAGUCUCUGGAACCACUGUACAGACUCCUUCUCUAAGAAUUUGGCCUUGAGGACCAAUGAUAUCUCAGUCAUCCAGAACGGAGGCGGGCCUUACCUCUCUGGACCAAUAGGGCAUGGGGCCAGCUCACCCAAAGGGAGUGUAAAUGUUGGUCUAGACAAAUUUCCCAGUACAGAACACAAUGCUUCUUUGACGCUGCCUGGGGAAAAUGAUACAGAAAGUUCGACUUACUUCCGUUUCACUCAUUUGAUGGAGGAGAGGAAGGAAAUGAUUGCCAAUUAAAGAGACUGUAUAUUAUUUUAGGGAGAGGGAAGGCUGCUGUUGUUGAUGGACUAGAGCUUUCUUCUUUGAAGGAAAUUAACUGCGAUGUUGGAAUAGACUGAGUUUCUUUGAGUUUGUGUAUAAAUGAUAAUAACCUUAUUUGGAGUCAAGUGUCUAGUAAAGUCUCCCUGCUUUUCAGUGUGCUUAUUAGAGUUUGACUGUUUUUUAUGACCUAUUUACAUGGGUAAAAUAGCCUAUUGGUUGUGUAAUUAUGCUUAAUGUUACGGUUUUAUAAUUCUAAUAGAAUUUUGAGGUGUUGAUUAUGUUAUUGAAGAGGAAUUCACUUGUAACAUACUUUGUCAUAUCUUUGUGAAACACACGGAUAUAUAAUUGAUGUGUCAAUAUCAAUGUACUAAUAUACUUUAUACAUCGGGUGGGUCUAAUCCUGAAUGCUGAUUGGUUAAAACCGUAUUCCAGACGGUGUCUAUUCCACAAGUUACCACUGGCUAAAUCUAUGAUGUUAAAAUGUCUAUGUACUCUGUUCCAUCUGACAGAGCAAUCCACUGUCUCAUCAGCCCAGCCGGGCAAUUUAUAAACUCGAUCUCCACUAUAAAAAGUAUCUAGACAUUAUCUCACAUUUCUUUUAGACUAACAUUUAGUUUUCAACAGCGGAGAUUUGUGUCAGUAUAAACUCUCUCGACAUUUACAACAUUGUUUCAAUAUUCAAAUUCGAUCUGUCCCAUCUGUCCCAUAGUAAUGAACGUUUUGGGACGUAACAAAUAGGCAGCAGCGUUUCUCAUCCAGUCGAAAUCAUAAUUUUUAUGGAUAUAUACAAAGAAAUGUCAAUUGAAAAAAGGUCAAACGAAACAAAGUGCAGCUAGUUUGCAGUAUUUCCAGCUUCAGUUUGAAGUGAUUGUGUUAGCUGUGUUGUUGGCUAGCUCCUCAGAAGAACAGUGUCCUGAGGAGAGUGCACAUUUUCUAAGGCAGGUGAAAUAGUGCAUCAUUACCUCAUUGUUAUGGAUGUAUCCAAAUAAAUGUCACUAGAAAACAGCUUAAACAAAUGCAAAUGCAGCUACUGUUGUUAUUCUGGCUGCACUGUUUGACAUGACUGUAAGUUAGCAGUAUGGCAAUGGAGCAUUACAAAAAAUGAAUGACUGGGACACGUCCAUAGAUGUAGAACAAAAAGACUGAACGACUGGGUCGCAUCUCCGGCAACCGAACCGAUAGGACGGAUGACCAGCCGACUUGGGUAGCAACCCUAGAUUUGUGUCAGGACUAUAUCUUGUGGUAGGAUGAAAUAGUAUUAAUAAAUUAAUCAAAAUAAAGUUCAUGAAAAUAUGUCAACCAUUAUUUGAAUGUGUUGGUAACCCGUUGUAUAAAAGUGAUAAUGCCCUCGAAGCCGGUGUUUGGAGGAUAUAUUGGACCUAGACAAAGUCUCUGGCCUAACAUCACCCGUGCCAAUAUAUCCCAGAAACACCGGCUUCGAGGGCAUUAUCACUUAAGUAAUUCAUGUUCAUUUACUAUUUCUCAAACACUCACAGCAAAAUAUGACUAAUAUGUAAUAAUGACAUUUCAAAUAAGGAGGCAACAUACAUUGCACAUGUAGGCCAACUGUAAAGAGAAGUACUGUUACUUGAGGUGCUGUAAUACAUUGUAAAUCUUUUUACCAUUGGUUUUCAGAAAAUGAUUGGCCAUUACACGACUUCUGUACCUCAGUUGUUGAAUAAUCCUAUUCUGUGAUAUGCUGUGGAAACUGUUAUC
Oncorhynchus nerka (sockeye salmon) is the source of this 5735-nucleotide messenger RNA. Its product is annotated as sal-like protein 1. The transcript has 3 exons. Gene Ontology annotation, molecular function: DNA-binding transcription factor activity, RNA polymerase II-specific; RNA polymerase II cis-regulatory region sequence-specific DNA binding. Bases 96 to 3995 code for a protein of 1299 amino acids. Gene Ontology annotation, cellular component: nucleus. Gene Ontology annotation, biological process: regulation of transcription by RNA polymerase II. NCBI's taxonomy places the organism in Eukaryota, Metazoa, Chordata, Actinopteri, Salmoniformes, Salmonidae. The record is from RefSeq and is a predicted model, not a curated record.